UUGUAGUCCUCAGUUUGCGCAACCGCUAACUUCACAUGAAUCCCACACUCCACUUAAUUCUUAUCUCUCAGUCUCUCCCCUUUAUAUACGUACGUCAAAACAUUUAUAGAGUGAGUGAAAACUACCUUAAAAAAUAUAAACCAAAUUCAUGGAAAAUCCAGAAGAUAUUGAUCAAGAGAAUGGGAUGAUCAAAGAGCCUCUCUUAAAUCAUCCCUCCAAACAACAAGGUGGUCUUAGGACCUUGCCCUUUAUUUUAGCAAAUGAAGGAUUUGAAAGAGCAGCAUAUUAUGGAAUGGAGUCGAACAUGAUAGUUUAUUUAAUGCGGAAUUAUGGGUUGGAAAUGGCAAGUGGCUCCAACAUUCUUUUUAUGUGGUCUGCUGCUACCAACUUCACCCCUAUUUUGGGCGCUUUCCUUGCCGACUCUUAUGUGGGCCGUUUCUCCAUGAUCGCAUUCGGCUCCAUUUUUAGUUUCAUGGGGACGAUGCUUCUAUGGUCAACAACUAUUAUCCCAGGAGCAACACCAUACACAUCAGCCACUAACAACAUUUCUCCAAAACUAGCUCAACUAACACUCCUCCUCUCAUCUUUUGGCCUAAUGUCAAUCGGCACAGGUGGGAUUAGGUCCUCUACCUUAGCCUUCGGUGCAGAUCAAUUAGUAAGAAAUGGAGACGACGACAAAAAUGCAAAACCGAGUUGCGUUGGAGUAUUGGAGAGCUUCUUCAAUUGGUAUUAUUUUUCUAUCUCAUUAUCGGUUCUCUUUGCUCUUACAUGUGUUGUGUAUAUCCAAGAUCACGCAGGCUGGCAAAUUGGCUUUGGAGUUCCUGCCUUGCUUAUGUUUCUUUCUACUGUUUCCUUCUUCUUGUCUUCUUCAUCCUAUGUCAAGGUGAAGCCUCCUAAGGCUAGCUUGCUUACUGGGUUCGCUCAAGUUAUCGUUGCUUCUUGGAGAAAUAGGCAUUGCCAGUUGAAUGUGGAUAGUGUUUAUCAUGUUGUCAAAGGUUCUACACUUGAAUUUCCAAGUGACAAACUAAGGUCUCUAAACAAGGCAUGCAUAGUGAUGGAUCCUAUACAAGACCUAACCCCAGAUGGAAUGGCAGUAGAUCCAUGGCGACUAUGCACAAUAGAUCAAGUUGAAGAUUUAAAAGCAGUGAUAAACAUAAUCCCAUUAUGGUCAACAGGAAUCAUGUUAGGUGUGAAUGCAAACACAACAUCAUUUCGAGUCAUCCAAGCAAUCUCAAUGGACCGUCAUGUUCUGACCCCAACCUUCGAAAUCCCUCCUGGCUCCUUUAAUGCCUUUGCUCUAAUCAGUUUGAUGUUAUGGCUCAUCCUUUACGACCGAGUCAUAAUUCCUUUGGCAUCCAAAGCCAUGGGAAAACAAGUACGUUUAAGUGCCAAGACACGGAUGGGAAUCGGGUUGUUACUCUCGUUUGUGUACAUGUUAGUGGCCGGAGUUGUGGAGAAUGUACGCCGAGAAAUGGCAACUAAUGGAGGAAUCAUACUAAUAGAGGAUACUAAGGGUAUACAGCCUAUGUCGGCGUUGUGGCUAGUGCCGCAAGUUUGCCUAUUCGGGUUGGCUGAAGCUUUUACGGCGAUUGGUCAGAUCGAGUUCUUCUACUCGGAAUUUCCUAGGAGCAUGUCUAGUAUAUCAUCAAACCUUUUCGGGUUAGGCACGGGUGUUGCAAGUUUGGUUGCGAGUUUUAUCUUAAGUGUUGUUGAUCGUUUCACGACAGGAAUAGGGAAGGAGAGUUGGGUAUCUAGUGAUAUUAAUAAGGGUCACUAUGAUUACUAUUAUUGGGUUCUUGCUGGUUUGAGUUUGCUUAAUUACAUAUAUUUUGUGUUUUGUAGUAGGGCUUAUGAUCAAGGCAAAAGGGCUUUACAAGGCACAAAGGAGACUAGUCAUGUAUGACGUACUACUCAUUAUAGAUCCUCAUAUAUAUACUUUACAAGUGGAAUUAUUUAGGUAGUUUUUGUUAUAGCAUAAAAGCAAAAGAAAAAUGUAUAUACUAUACUUAUAUGUCUAAAUAAUUAUCCAGAUUUUAUGUCGA
Messenger RNA from Spinacia oleracea (spinach), 2042 nucleotides. RefSeq names its product protein NRT1/ PTR FAMILY 1.2. NCBI's taxonomy places the organism in Eukaryota, Viridiplantae, Streptophyta, Magnoliopsida, Caryophyllales, Amaranthaceae. The record is from RefSeq and is a predicted model, not a curated record. Gene Ontology annotation, molecular function: transmembrane transporter activity. The coding region runs from base 149 to 1903 and encodes 584 amino acids. Gene Ontology annotation, cellular component: membrane. The transcript has 4 exons. Gene Ontology annotation, biological process: transmembrane transport.